AUGUGGCCCCUCGAUCCGGAGUCGCUGCUCAACGUCGCCAGCGCCGACGACGACUUCAAGCAGCGCAUCCGUCAGAUGCCGAAGUAUUGGGAGACGGUCGAUACGGUCUUCGAUGGCUACAUUAUCGACUACCACUUUGUCACCUUUGCCGACGCCUCGAUCCUGCUGAAAAACGCGACGAUCGCCCGGGAGAACAAGGAGUACCUUGAGCAGAUGCCCGUCUGCCGUCGCAUUCAAGACAUGCCGCUCGAACUUCUCCGCAUCGUCGCUGACGGGCUCGACCAUUGGGACUACUUCAGCGCGCUCAAGGCCGUGCCGCGCUUCAUCCACACCGGCCGAUACGUCACCGAUUUCGCGCUGAGCCGCGUGACGGUGCGCGGAAUCCCGAGGGCCGACGGGACCAAGGAGACGCAGAUCAAGAUCGACCACGUCCAGUACGACGCGCAGACGACGGCCUGGCUGCUUGGCCGCGCCGAGCACGUUUUCAUCAUCCUGUUCGAUCCGACCAUCACCGAAUUCCCCGACGUCCGCCUGCCGUGCUGCGAGACCUGGAAGUUGCUGCCGGUUGAGACGGACGGCCCGACCUGGCCCGGCCUGGUCGACAAGUUCAAGAAGGCGUGCCGUCGGACCCUGCACCUGCGCGGUCACCCCUACUUCGAGGCGGGCCCGUGCUGGGCGAGCCUGCUCCAGCAGGCCGGCGCCACCGACAAGCGCCUGAUGGGAUGGGUGUCGGUUGAGGUAAAGAAAGUCGGCGUCGAGCACCUGCCCUACCUGCUCCCCUUCAACGGCCCGAAGCUGACCCUCACCUGGUCGCCCCGUCAGCCUCCAGAAGACCACCAGGCCCUGUGGCACUUCAUCGAGGCCGCCAUCGCCAUGCCGCUUGGGCGCGGGCAGCGCAUCAAGGUGAACUUCGUGCCCGAGCUACAGCCCGAGACGUUGAGCCCGCAGAUGUUCGUCGGCAUCAUGAUGAAUGAGGGGCGUGGAAGGGACGACGACGAGAUGUACUGGAUCAUCGACAACGACCGUGCCUUCUCCAUUCACAUUGAUCGCCGCAAGCUGAGGGUCCAGGGCGAGAAGCCGCGUCGCCCGCCGCGUGAUCAGCAGCAUGCAGCUGCUCGUGUACGCAUGGACACCCCGAGGCCCAACAUGCGA
Molecule: messenger RNA, 1152 nt
Organism: Mesorhabditis spiculigera
Lineage: Eukaryota; Metazoa; Nematoda; Chromadorea; Rhabditida; Rhabditidae
Source: the annotation of a GenBank genome assembly